Nerophis lumbriciformis (worm pipefish) is the source of this 2256-nucleotide messenger RNA. The record is from RefSeq and is a predicted model, not a curated record. Lineage: Eukaryota; Metazoa; Chordata; Actinopteri; Syngnathiformes; Syngnathidae.
AUGCUUGUUCUUCUACGCGGGGCUGCUGCAUCCGCACUGCUGAGGACCACCGGCCACAUUCCCUCCCUUUGCUCGGUGCUGCAGGCCCAGUCUAUACGAUUGGAUCACCUCCGGAACCGUCCCUUUUCCACGUCGGCCCGCCUUUGGAGGACGAACAAGAAGAAAAGCUUGUGGCAGCAGCUGGAAGAAGGACGAACAACCAUGGACGGCGACAUGGAGAAAAUCCUCGCUCCUUUGAGGCUAGCAGUCAAGGAACAGGGGGAUCUGGUGCGCCAGAUGAAGCAGGAUGGUGCUCCUGACGUGGACAUAACCAAAGCGGUGGCUGAACUCAAAGCAAGAAAGCGGAAUCUGGAGGCCAAGGAGCUGGCGUUACAACCCAAAGACGACAUUGUUGACAGAACCAAGAUGGAAGACACCUUAAAGAGGCGUUUCUUUUAUGAUCAGGCUUUUGCUAUUUACGGAGGGGUGAGCGGCCUCUAUGACUUUGGGCCGGUGGGUUGCGCUUUGAAGAACAACAUCUUGCAGGCGUGGAGGCAGCACUUUAUCCAAGAGGAACAGAUCCUGGAGAUCGAUUGCACCAUGCUAACUCCAGAGCCCGUCCUUAAGACAUCAGGGCAUGUAGACAAGUUUGCUGACUACAUGGUGAAAGAUGUCAAGAAUGGCGAAUGCUUCAGGGCGGAUCACCUACUCAAAGCGCAUCUCCAGAAGAUGAUGGCUGACAAGAAGUGUACUGCAGAGAAAAAGGCAGAGAUGGAGAAUGUCAUCACACAGAUGGACAACUACACCCAGCAAGAGUUAACCGACCUUUUUGUCAAGUGCAACGUCAAGUCCCCCACCACAGGAAAUGACCUCACGCCUCCCAUCUCCUUUAACCUCAUGUUCCAGACCUCCAUCGGGCCAGGGGGAAACAUGCCAGGCUACCUGAGGCCUGAAACAGCUCAGGGAAUCUUCCUCAACUUCAAGCGACUGUUGGAGUUCAACCAGGGAAAACUCCCCUUCGCUGCUGCUCAGAUAGGAAACUCUUUCAGGAAUGAAAUCUCGCCUCGCUCCGGACUCAUCCGCGUCAGAGAGUUCACCAUGGCUGAGAUCGAGCACUUUGUGGACCCCAGUGAGAAAGUCCACCCCAAGUUCUCCAAUGUGGCCGACCUGGAGAUUCUUUUGUACUCCUCCAGGGCUCAGACCAGCGGCCAAUCUGCACAUAUCAUGAGGCUUGGAGAUGCUGUGGAGCAGGGUGUGGUCAACAACUCCGUCCUGGGGUAUUUCAUCGGUAGGAUCUACCUCUAUCUCACCAAAGUGGGAAUAGCCAAAGACAAGCUGCGUUUCCGCCAGCACAUGGACAACGAGAUGGCCCACUAUGCAUGCGACUGUUGGGAUGCCGAAACCAAAACAUCUUACGGUUGGAUUGAGAUUGUGGGGUGCGCUGACCGCUCCUGUUUUGACCUGAAAUGUCACGCCCAAGCCACCAAGGUGCCCCUGGUUGCCGAAAAGCCACUUAAAGAACCCAAAGUCGUAAACGUAGUCCAGUUUGAGCCCAACAAAGGAGUCAUCGGCAAGGCUUACAAAAAGGAUGCCAAGAUUGCCAUGGAGUACCUGGCUUCAUGCGAUGAGUGUUUCAUUGCAGAAAAGGAGCAACUUCUCAAUGAGACUGGAGAGUUCACCAUCGAGGUGGAGGGAAAGACAUUCAAACUGACCAAAGACAUGGUGGCCGUGAAGCGAUUCCAGAAGACACUACAUGUGGAGGAAGUGGUCCCGAAUGUCAUCGAGCCUUCGUUCGGUAUCGGUAGAAUCAUGUACACCAUCUUUGAGCACACCUUCCAUGUCAGAGAGGGCGACGAACAAAGGACUUUCUUCAGCUUCCCUGCGACUGUUGCACCAUACAAAUGUUCAAUUCUGCCUUUGAGUCAAAACCAAGAGUUUGUGCCAUUCGUGAAGCAGCUUUCCGAGGCCAUGACCAGAAAUGGUGUCUCCCACAAGGUGGAUGACUCCGCAGGGUCCAUCGGGAGACGAUACGCCCGGACGGAUGAGAUCGGUGUGGCGUUUGGCAUCACCAUUGAUUUCGACACAGUCAACAAGACGCCUCACACCGCUACCCUCAGGGAUCGUGACUCUAUGCGGCAGAUCCGUGCCGAGGUGAACGAGCUGCCUGUGAUCAUUCGGGAUUUGGCCAACGGUACGCUGACCUGGGCAGAUGUGGAAACAAAGUAUCCCACCUUUGAAGGACAGGAGACCAGCAAGAGGGACGCAGUUGAGGAGUGA